CAUGGCCGCCGCCUGCCGCCGGGGCUAAGGGGCCGCCGGCGUCCGGGUACCCGAGGGCUCUCGCGCGUUGCUGGCACCGCUGGCGCCGCGGUCUCCUAGCGCAUGGGCCUCCUCCGAGGCGGGCCCCCAUGCGCUCGGGCCAUGGCGCGCCUGGGCGCUGUGCGCUCCCACUACUGCGCCCUGCUGUUGGCCGCGGCGCUGGCCGUCUGUGCCUUCUACUACCUCGGCUCGGGCCGGGAGACCUUCUCCAGCGCCACCAAGAGGCUGAAGGAGGCCCGCGCCGGGGCUUCCGCCGCGCCCUCGCCGCCCGCGCUGGAGGUGGCGCGAGGCUCCGUGGCGCCAGCCCCCGGUGCGAAGGCCAAGAGCUUGGAAGGCGGCGGGGCCGGGCCGGUGGACUACCACCUGCUGAUGAUGUUCACCAAGGCGGAGCACAAUGCCGCGCUGCAGGCCAAGGCCCGCGUCGCGCUGCGCUCACUGCUGCGUCUCGCCAAGUUCGAGGCGCACGAGGUGCUUAACCUUCACUUCGUGAGCGAGGAGGCCAGCCGCGAGGUGGCCAAGGGCCUGCUGCGGGAGCUCCUGCCGCCCGCCGCUGGUUUCAAGUGCAAGGUCAUCUUCCACGACGUUGCUGUGCUGACGGAUAAGCUCUUCCCCAUCGUGGAGGCCAUGCAGAAGCACUUCAGUGCUGGCUCGGGAACCUACUACAGUGACUCCAUCUUCUUCCUCUCGGUCGCCAUGCAUCAGAUCAUGCCCAAAGAGAUCCUGCGGCUCAUUCAGCUGGACCUAGACCUGAAGUUUAAGACCAACAUCCGGGAGUUGUUUGAGGAAUUUGACAGUUUCCUGCCAGGCGCCAUCAUUGGCCUAGCCCGGGAGAUGCAGCCAGUUUACAGGCACAUGUUCUGGCAGUUCCGCCACGAGAACCCCCAGACCAGGGUUGGGGGCCCACCCCCCGAGGGGCUGCCGGGCUUCAACAGCGGGGUGAUGCUGCUGAACCUGGAGGCCAUGCGCCAGUCCCCGCUCUACAGCCGCCUGCUGGAGCCGGCGCAGGUGCAGCAGCUGGCCGACAAGUACCACUUCCGCGGCCACCUCGGGGACCAGGACUUCUUCACCAUGAUUGGCAUGGAGCACCCCAGGCUCUUCCAUGUGCUGGACUGUACCUGGAACCGGCAGCUGUGCACCUGGUGGAGGGACCAUGGCUACAGGGACGUCUUCGAGGCCUAUUUCCGGUGUGAAGGCCACGUCAAGAUCUACCACGGGAACUGCAACACUGCCAUCCCGGAGGACUAGGCGCACCCCCGCCUUGGCCCGGGGCCUCCAGAUCUGGGGGAAGGACAGGGCUCCGGACAGACCAGAGAGCAGUGUCUGACCCGCUAGAGACACUGCAGGGACGUCCUGUGAUUAAGGUGCUGAGACCUCCUGCCGGGGAGGUCACUGUGCUAGGGCCACCCGCUGAGGACUGGCCUGUGCACUGCUGGUGCUUGAGGCCUUGUUCCUUCAGGGAGCAGGUGACAUGAAGGACACCCAUGGGCAUCUUCCGGUGGGCUAGGAAGCAAGCGCUUGAAGAGAAGGAAUAGGAGAAGGGGCCCCCUUGCUGUCCAUCUCUAAGGAAUGGAAAUCCUUUAAGACCUGGCCUCUUUUGGACCAAUAUAAAUUUAAUUUAAAUUGAUGGGCUUCCAUUUUUCGAGAAAGUACAAACAGUACUGCUCUAGCACCCAUCGAGCCCCAAACGGGUCAGGUAAGCCAGGGUUUCAAUGACCAGCCCAGUAUCUAAGCUUCCAAACGAACGCCAGCCCAGCGCAUACUCACCCUGGGAGGCUGCGCACGUAUUCUCCUGACGACCACGUCACUUGGUGUACGUUUCAGGAUCGCCUCUUUGGGGAAGGACUUGAGGACCCACUGGGGCCUGCAUAAGAAAACUUAGCUCGUUAUUAGAGCACUCACGGCGUUUAUCUCCCAGCUACAUCCCAGAACCCCAUUAUCCUUUAUUUAACCAAACCAGCUCCAGGUGACCAGACUCUACUCAGAAAGCAAAUUCUCCUCAAAGAACAGCGAUUGACCACCACAAGGACAUGCAGGAGACUGUCUGGACCAGGAAGACUCAUUCCAAAAAGGAGCCCAGGCCGGGCACAGGGGUCAAGCCUGUAAUCCCAACACUUUGGGAGACCGAGGUGGGAGGAUCGUGUGAGCCGCGGAGGUCGAGAUCAGCCUGGGAAACACAGUGAGGCCCCCAUCACUACCAAGAAUUUUAAAAAUUAG
Molecule: messenger RNA, 2253 nt
Organism: Rhinopithecus roxellana (golden snub-nosed monkey)
Lineage: Eukaryota; Metazoa; Chordata; Mammalia; Primates; Cercopithecidae
Gene: XXYLT1
Product: xyloside xylosyltransferase 1
Exons: 4
Coding region: 103-1284 (393 amino acids)
Molecular function (GO): UDP-xylosyltransferase activity
Source: RefSeq, a predicted model, not a curated record